CAAGCCGCGCUUCCUUGGCGGUCAUACGACGAAGAGCUCUGAUCGUAAUCGCUUAAGCUACUAAAAGGAGUGUACUGUUGCAUAGCCGCCGCGCAAGGCGCAUUUUAGUGCGAAUGUUCGCCUAAAGUUUGUUUGUAGAUAAGACAUUAUGGCACCAAAGGAACAGAAGAAGCGGCGGCAGCCCCAAAGUGCACAAGCUGGCGAGCAGAAAGCCGACAAGCCGAAAAAUGAUGAGCAGAAGCCGGCCAGCGCUCCUGCUGCUGUCGGAGAGGAGGACUUUCCUCGCGGGGGCGCGGAUGGCCUAACUGCUUUGGAGCGCCGUGAGCUUACAGAGGCGGCCCGUCUGGAGGUUGAACAGGAGCUUGCAGAGGGGAAACAGCCCAAAGCAAAGAAGGCCCGCGUUUCCAAACAGGCCGACGACGAUGAUACGGGUCUGGGCAAGUCGCUGGAGGGCAAGCUGGCGAAGCAUGUCGAGCUGCUGCGAGCCAAGAACCUGCAGCCGGGCACCAAGGUGUGGGGCAUGGUGCUGGAGGUGACGCCGCGGGGCCUGGUGGUCAGUCUGCCCAACGGACUGCGCGGCUUCGUGGCGCCGAACAAGGCCUCCGACGUGCUGGCGCUCAUGCUCAAGGCCCAGGCGGGCACCGCCAGCAACAAGACGGCCGCCUCCAUGCUGGAGGCGGCGGGCGGUGCGGUGCCGCCUCUCACCGACCUUUUUGUGGUGGGCCAGUUUGUGCGCUGCGUCGUGGUGGAGGGGAGCGGCGGCCAGCAGGAGCAGCAGCCGGCUAAGACGGGUGCGGAGGGCGGCAGCGGUGGUGGCCGCAGCAGCAAGCAUGUGGCGCUGAGUCUGUUGCUGCGGGAGGUGCAGGGCGGGCUGGGCAGCGGCGCGCUGGCGGAGGGACAGGCGCUGGGCGCGUGUGUGCGAAGUGUGGAGGACCACGGAUACACGCUGAGCUUCGGGAUCAAGGGCACCAGCGGCUUCCUGCGCAAGAAGGACCACGAGGCGCAGUUCGGGGAAGGCGUGGCGCUGCAGGUCGGCGGCCUGCUAGACGUGGUGGUCCGCACCGCCUCCGACCCUCGCAACGUGCUGGUGAGCUGCGCGCCAGGUGACGUGGCAGCAGCCCUCACACGCGACUCCGAGUCCACCACCGGCCUAGACAGCCUGCUGCCCGGCGCGCUGCUGAACGUGAAGGUCCGGAAGGUCCUGUCCAACGGCCUCCUCGUCUCCUUCUUCACCUUCUUCCACGGCACGAUCGACUCCUACCACCUGCCGCCCGCCGCGGGGGGCGCUGUGACCGGUCCGGCGUCGGCAGAGGCGCUGAAGAAGAGCUACGUGGAGGGCGCAAAGCUGCGUGCCCGGAUCCUGUACGUGGAUCCCGCCAGCAAGCGGGUGGGCCUUACGUUGCUGCCCCACCUAAUGGCUCUGUCGCUGCCGAGCCCGGUUCCCAUGCUGGGGUCGGUGUUCCCAGAGGCGGAGGUGCUGCGGUUGGAUGCGGCUAACGGCCCCGGGUUGUUGUUGCAACUGCCGGGGCUGCCCGAGGGCCCGCUGGCGGCCUACUGCCACGUCAGCAACGCACUGGAUGAGAAGGUGGCUCGCGCAGAUGCGUCGGCGGAGAUGGGGAAGAAGUUCAAGCCGGGGACGAAGCUGCCCGCGCGCGUGAUUGGGUACCGGCUCAUGGACGGCAUGGCGGCGGUGACUGUACGGAAGACCCAAGUGGAGGCUGCCGUACUGUCGUACGCGGAUCUCGCACCUGGCAUGAUCAUCCCUGCCACCGUGGCUGCCGUACCGGAUCGAGAUGGCGACGGGCCGCUGCUGCUGACCGUCGCUGAGGGUGUGCGUGGGCUGGUGCCGCCGCUGCAUGCGGCCGAGCUCUCGGGCGCCGUGACGGCAAAGAAGGGAGCCGCGAACCGACCCGUGGGUCGCGUCAAGGUGAAGGUGGGUGAGCGUGUGGAGGCUCGCGUGCUGGAGGUGGACCCGGCGGGUCGGCGGCUGACGCUGACGCUGCGCAAGGGGCUGCUGGCGGGCAAGGCGGCGCCGCUGGUGUCGCAGGCGCAAGCGGUGCCGGGAGCGCGGUUCCACGGAGUGGUGACUGGUUUCCACGACCGCCUGGGUGUGUUCGUGAGCUUCUUCGGCGGCCUGUCCGGCGCCGCGGCGCACAGCGACCUGGGCCUGGAGGCGGGGCAGACCGCUCAGGAGGUCUUCUCGGUGGGCCAGGUGGUGAAGGCUACCAUCCUCUCCGCCAAGGCGAACCGCAUCAAGCUCUCCCUCGCACCCAAGUCGGCCGCGGCAGCGGCCGCAGAGGCUGCCGCCGCGGCAGCGGCGGCUGCCCCCGGCACACCCGUCGCUCCCGCCGCCGCUGCUGGUAACGGCGCCGGUGAUGCGUUGGGCGGCUUGCAGCCUGGGGAGCUGGCGGAGGCGGUGGUGCUGGAGGUGCAUGCGGGUGACGGCACAGGCGGCGGCCACUACGUGUGUCGGCUGGAGGUGCCGGGCGGCCCCGCGGGCGGUGUGCGCGGGCGGCUGGAGGCGGUGCACCUGUCGGACCACCCGGCGGCGGUGGAGGCGUUCCGGGAGGCUCUAAAGCCGGGAAGCAGGCUGGGUCGUGUGCUGGUGCUAGACCGCCUGGAGGCGCAGCGCUGCGUGCGCGUCAGCCGCAAGCCCUCCCUGCUCGCAGCCGCCGCCUCGGGUGCCCUCCCGCGCGCCUUCUCCGACGUUCGCGAGGGGACGCUGCUGCCCGGCUACGUCGCCUCGGUCACCCCGGAUGCGGUCUACGUGCGCUUCCUGGCGGGUCUCACGGGCCGUGCGGGGCUGCCGCAGCUGUCUGACGUGUUCGUGUCGGAUCCGCGUCAGCUGUUUUCCGAGGGUCAGUCGGUGCGCUGCCAGGUGGCCACGGUGGACGCGGCACGGCAGCGGUUCACGUUGCUGCUGCGGCCCUCCGCGACCGCCUCCUCGGAUGGAGCCUACCUGCUAGGGUACCUUAAGGAGAUGCGCGCGCUGCAGGGGUUGAAGGCGGAGGCGGAGGGAGGGGCGGCGGCAGCGGCCGGGAAGAAGGGGAAAGGGGAGGAGGAAGAGGAGCAGGAGGGUGAGGACGAGUCCGACCCGUCACGGCUGUUCCCCAUUGGCAGCCUGGCGGCGGCGCGGGUGCACGAAGUGCGGGAGUACGGCAUCGUGGUGGACAUGGAUGGACAUCCGGACGUGGUGGGUCUGGUUCCCUCCUCGCACGUGGGCCCCGGCGGCUCCUCCCCCGCGGUGGGCAGCCGGGUGAACGGCUGCGUGCUGGACUGCGUGGGGCACCAGGGGCUGGUGGAGGUCAGCCUGGAGCCGCGGCUGGUGGGGGCGGCGCAGGACGACAAGGCGGCGGCGCAGGCCAGGAAGAAACUCAAGGCCGGUACCUCCGUUGAGGCGGUGGUGGAGGGCAUCCGGCCCGGCGAGUACCUCAUCCUCUCGCUGCCGGAGCACGCCUCCCUCAUCGCCUUCGCCGCAGCCACCGACUACAACACCCCGCGGCCCGAGCUGGUCCCGCGCUCCUUCACGGUGGGUCAGCGCAUCACAGCCACCGUCGCUGUGCUGCCGCCGGACGCCCCCGCGGGCCGCAUCCUCUGCCACGUGCCCCUCACUCGCACCGGGGAGACCGCUGACAAGACCAAGCCCAAGGGCAGUGCUGGCAGCGGCGGUGCUAACAAGGGCAAGGGCGGGGAUGGCCCCAAGGUGGACCUGACCCAUGGGUCAGUGGUGCAGGCGGUGGUGACGGGGAUUCAACCGCACCAGCUGGACGUGUCCAUUGGCGGCGGCAAGGCGACGGGCAGGAUCCACGUGACGGAGGUGGUGGAUGUGGACACCAAGGCGCUGCUGGCUGCGGCCUCCGCGGGAGCUGUUGCGGUGGAUAAGGCAGCCGCGGCGGCGCCGGCGGCGAAGAAGGCGCGCAAGGGCGACAAGGACGCGGCUGCGGCGGACGCUGCUGCGGCGGCUGUGUUGCCGACCGGAAGUCCGCUGGAUGGUUUCCGGUUGCAGCAGGUGGUGGAGGCGGUGGUGCUGGGGCGGCUGCAGGGGGCGGAGGGGCACCGGAGGGGCGCGCUGGACUUGUCGCUGCGGCCCAGCAGGCUGGCGGUGGCGCGCAAGAGCGAGCCCCAGGUGCCCCCUGUCACCCUGGGCGACCUGGUUCCAGGCCAGCAGCUGCUCUGCUUCGUCCUGGAGGUCGCCGCGGACUCCCUCUGGCUGGGCGCCGGACCCGCGGUCCGCGGCCGCUGCGCCGCGCUGGACGCCUCCUCCGACCCCGCCGUGCUCUCCGACCUCUCCCGCGCCUUCCAGCCCGGCACACCCGUGCUCGCGCGCGUGCUUGCGGUCAACGCCAAGACGCACAAGCUGGACCUGUCGUUGAUCGAUCCCAGCUGCGGAAAGACCCAUGGGUCAGUCAGCUCGUCCGCGCCUGCCGAGGGCGCCCUGGUGAUGGGUCGGAUUACG
This is a messenger RNA of Astrephomene gubernaculifera, 4456 nucleotides long. The record is from the annotation of a GenBank genome assembly. Lineage: Eukaryota; Viridiplantae; Chlorophyta; Chlorophyceae; Chlamydomonadales; Astrephomenaceae.